This is a messenger RNA of Punica granatum (pomegranate), 1858 nucleotides long. NCBI's taxonomy places the organism in Eukaryota, Viridiplantae, Streptophyta, Magnoliopsida, Myrtales, Lythraceae. The record is from RefSeq and is a predicted model, not a curated record.
AAUUUCCCCACCCGUCGGCCCUCGCGAGCUCCUCUUUCCCCUUCAUCUCUCUCUCUCUCUCUCUCUCUCUCUUCCGCCACAACGUCGAACUUCUCUCUUCCGCUCCCUCUCUCUCCCACCUUCUCUAUAUCUGACUGAGGCCUCCAUUGUAUAAUCGAAGCAAUCGUCUCGCUUCGCAAGUUUAUUCGUUGGUCAUGGCCGCUCAGUUGAUCGAUAGGGGAGAUCUAUGGAAGAGCAAGGCGCGGUCUCUGCAGCUCCGGCUCCGGGACCGCUUCAGAGUCGCGGUGGACCGCCACCGUCCGCCGAUGUUCGGAGACGGCUACUUCUCCGCGACCCUUCAGCGUUGGCUCCAGAGGUACCGUGAUUUUCGCAGGGAGUCGCUGCCAUCUUCCUCGUCCUUCUACCGCAAACGAGUGGGCAAGGACUUCAAUGCAGAGGAAGAUUCAGCGAUCCUCCGGAUGCUUCAGGCAGUAGCUGUGCCUGUCAUAGGAAGUGUGUGUCACGUGUUUAUGCAUGGUCUGAAUAGCGUCCAGGUUUAUGGUGCUGAGAAAUUACAUGAUGCAUUGUUAAAUAGACCGAAGGGAAAGCCACUGCUGACGGUCAGCAAUCAUGUUGCUUCUGUGGACGAUCCAUUUGUUAUUGCAUCCGUUCUUCCUCGUAAUGUUCUUUUGGAUGCCCAAAAUCUCAGAUGGACACUGUGUGCCACUGAUCGAUGCUUCACCAAUCCUGUUGCCUCAGCCUUCUUUCGAUGUGGAAAGGUGCUGCCAGUUUCCCGCGGUGAUGGAAUUUAUCAAAAGGGCAUGGACAUGGCUAUUUCCAAAUUAAACAGCGGUGGGUGGGUUCACAUCUUUCCUGAAGGUAGCCGAUCUCGGGAUGGUGGGAAAACCUUGGGAUCACCAAAAAGAGGCGUGGGGAGACUCGUCCUGGAUGCAGACAAUAUUCCUAUGGUUGUCCCAUUUGUGCAUAUGGGAAUGCAGGAUAUCAUGCCAAUCGGUGCAAAGAUUCCGGGAAUUGGCAAAACGGUGAUUGUACUCAUCGGGGAUCCUAUCCUAUUUGAUGAUUUGCUCAAUAUUGAGGAAUCCAAACGGGUCCCUAGGGGGAAAUUAUAUGAUUCAGUCGCAUCAAGGAUAGGACAUCGGCUUCAAGAACUUAAAAGUCAGCUCGACAGGCUAGCACUAGAACAAUCCAUACAACUAUGCAGCCGGUCUGUGCAGAACUCAGAGCGUGCUCUGGGAAUUCUUCAGCAGAUUGACUGGGAUUCAUUCGGAAUGGGGAGCCACAUAUUCCUCAAAGAUGAGCCUUCACAAAGUCAAGAAUCAGUGUUUCCACGAGGUUCCGAGGUGAGACGCGAGCAGGAACGGACGUCCAUUGAUUGGUACUUCAGGAUGGGUUUCCUAUACGAAGGCGGAUUCAUGUCAAGGAUGCGUGGAUUUGUUGACCCGCCUGACUUGAUGGGGUUCGCAGCGAAAGGCUUGUUCAUGAGUCGGACUGCAGAUGAAAGACCCGUAGAGAGCAUCAAGGGCGUGGGCCCAUUGAAGGCAUGGAAGCAAUUCUUGGAAGAUAAUGUCUCGCGGCCGCUGGAGUGCCUGCUGAGACCUUGCUAGAUCGAAGUAGGAGUCUACUUUUUGUGAAUGUAAAAUAUAUGAUGUUUUCUGGGGGAGCUUGUCAAAGUUUUGAUUUAGAGUUAGAAGUUAGGCACCCGACAAAAUGCGGUGUUGAAAUCCGACUUUGUAAUAUAGAGGUUGAAUGUUAUACACAAAGUAUCACGAUAUGUCCAUCCACACCUACCCUCUAGAUGGCCGACCCGGUUUCUUUCCCCAAGAAUAUUAUGGUGCCUAGUCGAGGUUAGUGUCCUGUA